This is a messenger RNA of Macroventuria anomochaeta, 1119 nucleotides long. RefSeq lists its product as uncharacterized. Lineage: Eukaryota; Fungi; Ascomycota; Dothideomycetes; Pleosporales; Didymellaceae. Bases 1 to 1119 code for a protein of 372 amino acids. The record is from RefSeq and is a predicted model, not a curated record. The transcript has a single exon.
AUGCUCAAGAUUCACCGCAUAGCUACUACCAGCUUUCUCACUUGGGGUCCUGACAUCACAGAGCCCGAGUCCAGACCGACGUCACCCACAAGCCUGACCCCCGAACAAGGCUUCAAGGGUGCAGAUUCAUGGGUUGACAUUGAUGAAGAGCAUACGACAAUACCUGCAUCUGAUUGCUCCAUUACAAAGUUUGCAUGUUCUGGUGACUCGAAGCACAUCCUGCGUGCUGAUUCGCGAUGCAACACACCUACAACGGAUCCUGCGCUGAGCGGCACAACGCUUACCACUGAUUCGCAUACCCUAGAUAUGGUUACUUUCCCGUCGCACGCUACACACCUUCUUCCCUCAGAGCCGAAUGGUACGUGGCGCACACAAGUCAGCUAUACGCUUAAGAAUCCAAGCGAGCCUGCUUCGACGUUUCGAGAGGCCCUGGAACAACAUGCUCACGAGCUCGACGUACCCAGCUUCCUCCACAAGCUGGAGCAGGUUGCGGAAGAGCGUAAAGAUGAGUUCAGUGAAUGGCUGAAUCAAACACUCGCAAACUACGAUUUGGUUGAGAUGCACAAUCGGGUUCGACGCCUUGUGCCCGUCAUCUCUAUGCCCAACAUGCGGCAACUUGAUUACGCUGUGGAUACAGUGACUGAGAUUGCGCAGUCAUUGCGGAAGCGCCGCUCAGAGUCAGAUCUUCUUCAAUGCCACCAAGAUGACAAGUACAUAUUUGCACAGAUCAUUGGCGAAAAAGCACACCGUGCUCUAAUCGAACAGGGAAUAUGCGAGAAAUGGCAGUUCUUGGAUGGAGGACAUUCAAAGAUGCAGCAGAUCAUGCAAUCAACUCUGAUGCACACCUUCACACGCAUACGUCAGUUAUAUGAAAAUGUCCCACUGUUCCGGGCAAAGCCUUGUUGGACGGCUAAUCGGGAGAAGAAGGUUUGGCGCCUGGAGCUUGAUGUUGGAGUCGUGGGUGUCGAGGUCGGACCAGUAGCAGAUACAUCCUUGGUAGAGCUCGGCUUCAUUGACACCAGCUUCGAGCUUCCAGAGUCUUACGCAUGUGUUUCUAUCGCGGAUAUCGAGCGCCAGGUCGAGGACGCUGAAGAUGAGUGGCAAUUGCUUGAAGCCUAG